Cannabis sativa is the source of this 1773-nucleotide messenger RNA. RefSeq names its product farnesylcysteine lyase. Gene Ontology annotation, biological process: prenylcysteine catabolic process; prenylated protein catabolic process. NCBI's taxonomy places the organism in Eukaryota, Viridiplantae, Streptophyta, Magnoliopsida, Rosales, Cannabaceae. Gene Ontology annotation, molecular function: prenylcysteine oxidase activity. The transcript is spliced from 5 exons. The record is from RefSeq and is a predicted model, not a curated record. Bases 144 to 1628 code for a protein of 494 amino acids.
GUCUAAUCUAUGCUAAAAAUAUUAAAAAAAAAAAAAAGUCUUCACUGUCCUGCUUAGCUAUAAUCAUUCGUUUUAAACAACGGAAAGUUUCGUAAAGAAGAGUAACACGUGUAGCUUUUGGAGCUUUGCACAAUUCCUUAACAAUGGUGUUAUCAAGGCUCACACUCAUUUUCAUUCUCUAUUUUCUCUCUGUCUCAUCAGCAACCAACCCACCACCGCCGGAUGCCGCCGUUUGCAUUGUCGGCGCAGGCAUCGGAGGCUCCUCACUCGCCCACUUUCUCCGGCUUUACUCCACUCCCGAUGUCGAUUUUCACAUCCGCAUCUUUGAGCGAAACGGCGUCGUUGGAGGCCGUACGGCCACGGUCAAUGUCUCCGGCGACUUCUUCGAGGCUGGAGCUUCCAUUCUCCAUCCCAAAAACUUCCACACCCUCAAUUACACCAAGCUGCUUAAUCUCACCAUUAAAGAACCUUCAUCAUCAUCUUCUUCUGCUUCUCCAGCUUUCGGAAUUUGGGACGGUAAGAAAUUUGUCUUUAAAACCAUAAGCUUCAACUCCGGCCUUCCCUUUGUUCAGAAGAUUGUUUCGGUCGCCAAUUCGGUCCUCAUGGUUCUUCGCUACGGCUUCUCGCUUCUCAAAAUGAAUACAUUUGUUCAGGAAACUGUUGGAAAUUUUUUGAAAUACUAUGAAAGUCAUGAGUCGAGACCCAUUUUUGAAAGCGUUGAGGAGAUGCUUAAAUGGGCGGGACUCUACAAUCUAACAACCACCACUUUGGGAUUUAAAUUGGCUGAUAUUGGAUUGUCUCCUUUGUUGAUAAAUGAGCUUGUAACUGUCAUCACAAGAAUCAAUUAUGGUCAGAGUGUAGCCAUUAGUGGACUUGCAGGAGCUGUUUCAUUGGCUGGAUCUGAUGAAGGGUUGUGGUCCAUAGAAGGAGGGAACUGGCAGAUGGCUUCUGGUCUUAUUAAUCAUUCAAAUGUUGCAUUGCACCUACAUGAGGAAAUAGAAUCAAUCUCUUUUGUUGAAAGAUAUUAUGAACUUAAUUCCACCAAAGGAAAGAGCUAUAAAUGUGACAUUGCUGUGGUUGCUACACCUCUAGAUGAGGUGAAAAUUCAGUUUACUCCUCAAGUAUCAAUUCCCAAGAGAAGUUUACAGCAUACCUAUGCAACUUUUAUUAGGGGCCUUCUAAAUCCUGAAUAUUUCGGCCUGGAUUCGGUAUCAAAAAUUCCAGAACUAGUGGGAACGAUUGAGCAUCCAGAUCUUUCAUUCUCAAGCAUUUCAGUUCUUAAGCAAUAUGAUGAAAAAGAUAUGGCGUACAAGGUCUUCUCUCGUAAACCUAUGAGCGAUGAAUUACUAGAUAGCAUCUUCAGUCUGAGAAAGGAGACAAUUCAAAUAAAUUGGGGUGCAUACCCUCAUUACAAAGCUCCUGAAGUGUUUGCACCAUUUAUCUUGGAUGAUCGACAUUUGUAUUAUGUGAAUGCCUUUGAGAAUGCAGCUAGUACAAUGGAGACUAGUGCUGUGGCAGCUGAGAAUAUUGCUCGACUCAUCCUCUCUAGAUUCUUUGGCCAACCACCUUUCAGUUCCUCAAGAUCGGAAUCCAAUUCUGAUGAAGGAACUUUACGAGUAGAUCUGUGAGUUUUCUUUCUAUGGAGAACUGUAAAAUUAUACAAAUUGUACUUUAAAAUGGUAUUAAAAGAAAUGACUUUUGUAAAUAAGAUUUUUUCUCUGGGAUUCUUGGAAUGGAUGAAUAAACCAACUACAAAAUGAUAAGUUUGUACAC